AGACCUAGCCAAGAGGAGUUUGGAAAUACUCAUCAUAAAAUAGCUGUAAAUAUUCCCUAAAGCAACCGCUUUCAGACUCUCCACAGAAAGACAAAGCCUACAGUAAUAUAUGUGGUUUAGUUUUAUGUUCAUGAUAGAUUCCUCUUUUUAGACUGUAAUUUUGAAACAGUUCAACAGCUGAGUUGGCAACUAAAACCCACCCUCUAAAAUAUAUAAGUGAAAUGUGGAUGCUAUAAUCCUAAGGGCAGAGCCUGCUCCCAGUUUGGCAUUCUUUGGUUCCAGCUGUUGACUAGAGAUAAGUUAGAUUAUAACAGUAAAACCAAAAAAUGCUGUUAAUGCAAAUUCCUUGCAUUGCAUGUUUCUCUUUAAAGAGCAAGUGGACAUUCUUGCAAACGACCAGAAUAGGAGGCUAUUUGUCUUUUCUCAGCCCAGCGACUGUAAGUAGAUAUGGACGGCAAGGCCUCAUGAAUUUUAUGUCACAUUUAAUUUUAUUUUAAGGAGGUUAAAAUAGAGGGCUUUAAAGCCUCAACCAGGCAUGUCAUUUUCUUUGUCCUUCUCUGUUCAGUGUUUCCUAGUUCACCACAACAAGCACUUACAAUUUUCAUAGUGAGGGAAAGGUUAUUUUAGAUCCCCAGUUAUACGUACCAUGACGUUAAGACGAAAAUUAAAAUGAUACAAUCCCUUAUACAGUACCUUAUAUAGACGAAGCGUGUUUUCAUGAAGCAAUAUAUGCUUGCAUGGGGAUGGAAGAAACCAGCAGACAUACGCAAGACAUCUUGGACUCUUGGAUACUUGUACAGUGAUCACCCCAAUUUCAAUUAUUCUCUCCAUGGUCCCCAUGAGUUCAUUUUUAUCUGUCUAUCCAUCCAUCCUCUGUUUUCCCUCACAAAAGAUGUAUGACAGCUUACAAAGAUAGAUGGACAAAUCGAAUUUAAAAGUGGAAGAAAAAGGAAAAUGAAAAAUAGAUGUGGGUGUGCAAGAUAGACGAUAAUGAUUUGUAAUCAUGUUAACAAUUGGGCCACAAGUGUAGUUUUCUAAGAUUUUUCUUGGCCACUGCCAAAAGAAAAAUCUGGUUGGUCACUAGAUUCAGGAUCUACGGGAUCAAAACAAACCAUUUACUUGGUAGAAGCCCUUUGUUCUUGGAACUAGAGCCAGACAGGAAAUUCUUCUAAGAGGCUCAUAAAGAAGACAGUAUCCUGUGAUGAACACCCGUGACAGCAUCUUUGCGAUAGAGGCGGUGACCUAUUUCUUACACAACCAUCCCCCCAUGUAGGCUGGUGACAUCAUAUUCAAGAGCAGGUCUGUAAAAAUGGAUUCUGCAGCUGGCAGUCAGUCCAGCUUCAUCUAGAAGCUGACCAUGUACACAUAUGAAGUCUCAGGAUAGUGUAUGGACCCAGUAUGUACUUAAUAAAUGUAAGCAAUUAGUAUUAUUGCUACACACUGUUGCGUGUCAGAUGCGUGCCUACUUUUGAUGGGGAAGAGAUGGGCUCCACACAUGCAGCGGAGUGAACUUGGUGGGCAAGAGCAUCUCUGAGCUCGCAGCUCUCACCUCCCACGCACUUGAUCACGUGAUCCCACGUGAGCUCACUCCCACGUGAUCUCAAAAUGCAGCCGCGUUCAAGUUGGGUGAUGCCACAUGUGGGCUCUCUAGGGAAGACAGGCUUGCUCCAGGUAACGCUUGAAAAGCCGAAACUCCAUAGUUACUGCCAGUAUGGGGAGGAAGCCAAAUCUGAGCUAAGUGGAAUACCUUCCCAGCAGAAACCUGCCAGCUUCAGCUCUUCAUUCUAGGAGGAUUCAGACUCCUUUUAAGGAGUUAAAAAGAUGAGAAGUCCUUUGUGAUUUCCCAGGAUAGAAGAGAGUGAAGAUUUGGCUUUUCGCUCAUUAGUCCCGGGUGACUCCGAGAUCCAGAAGGAUCUCCCUUCUGCUCCCCUCCCCUCAUCCUCCCUUGUCUUGCCCUCUUUUUCUAAAUCUCAUUAACUGGUUCAUCACAGUUGGUCCUAUCAUGUCAGAAGGCAGUGACUGCCAGAAUCUGCCUAGAACAGAAUUCAUUUGGAGUUGAAAUACCCUCCCCCUGGGUUAAUCUCCUCGGUGGUUGCACGUAAAGCGCGGGGCAGCAUGUGGUGGAGAUUAGGCAUGCCUUGGUGUUGAAUUCUGAGCUCCAGGAUGUGUGUGGGCCUGCAUCCCUCACAGCCGCGUCACUUUCUUCUUUUAAUGAAAGCUGAAACCCAGCUCCUGCCAGAGGACAGUGGGAGUGAACAAAUGUGUAGGAAAAGAAAAUAGAAAUGGUUAGGAAGGCUGGCUGCCCGACCCCUGGUCUGGGCUAGAAACAGCCCACCCCCUCCUUCCUAGCCCAUGGAAUGCAGGAAGGGCUGCAAGAGAAGCCGGGAGGGCUCCUGGGGAGGAAUUAAGUGUGGUUUGGUAUGUUUCUGGCUUCUCUGUAAAUACUGGACACCUCCGAAUGGAAGAACAGCUGAGAAAAGUGACUGCUAAUCCCCCAGUGCCAGGAGGAGGCCUGCCUCUCCCUUCUAGAUCCCAGCAGAUGGUGGAUGAAACAGGCUUCCCUCGAGGCAAGGGCAGCAGGAACUGUCCCACCUUCUGUUCCUUCAGCCAGCCCUGCACGUCUCCCUCAUGGCCUGUCCCUGCCCAGAAGGGCCUCUCCGGCCCUCGAGAGCCUUGGGGACACGCCCCGGCUUUGGCUUUCGCCAUCCGGCUGGGAUGCUCAAGGUCAGCCAAGCUGGACUCGGGCCAGCACUGGCAGCUUGGGAAGCCUUCAGCGAAAUUCCGCGGGCCUGGGGAACAGCCAGGCAGUGUCGCCACGUUUCUCCCUCUGUGAAUUACCUGGGGAAGAGGGGUGGUGACUUAUUUAAAAUGCACAUGCACUCUUCCAGGAUGAAACCUGGGAAUCUGAAUUGCUGUUAGAGGUAACUUGGCUGCAAGUGGUUCUAGCAUUCUACUUGGGGAAACAGCAGCCCAAGUGGACUGGAAGGCAUUUGGGGUGGUGGAUAGGAACAGGGUGUCGUCUGGUGCCUGGAUUUGAAGCGUUACUCUUCCAUUUGCUCAGCCGUGUGACCUUGAGCAAAGCAGGCGCAACGGUUCCCUACCUCAUAGGAUACAAACCAGUCUUUCUCAAACUGCAGGGCACAGCCAUUCUUGGGUUUUGAAAUCAAUUUAGUCACAAUUCACAUCAAAAAAUGUAAGUGGGAGGUUGGCUACACAGCAAUGUGAAUGUACUUAACGCUACUGAACUGUACAAUUUUAGUUGGUUAAGGUGGUACAUUUUAUGUUAUGUAUAUUUUACCGAAAUUUAAAAAAAAGAGAAAUAUCUAGACUGCACCACAGAAGGUUAAGUCAUUUUUAUAUACUUAAGUAGACACGACAGAAGCCAAUCUCAAUUUUCAUAUUAAAUGGAUCCCUGGAAAAAUUGUGCCAAAUGAAAAUCAGUCAUUGAAUCUUAUUUUCCAUUGGCUUAUAAUUUAAGUAAAUAUAUAAAAACAGCGUUUAGAGUUUUAAAACGUGGAAAUUGAGCAGUAUUGCAAUGAACAAAUAUCGAACCAUCAUAGAUCUUUAAGGGGAAAAAAGUGUUCUUACCAUAAAUGUAGUGCAUAAGAAACUAUGUUUUGUUCUAAGUGGGAAAAAGUGAAAUUGUUUUUAAACAUUUUAAGGGUGAAGAUUAUUUCAUGAAACUGGUCUCAGUAUUCCACUGACCUACCCACCCCUGCUCCCGGGCAGACUGAUUCCUAGGUGGGUGGACUGGAAUUGGCCUCCUGAGCCCUGCAAGUAUUUACAAAGGAUUCAGGGAAUAACCGUGGUGUUCAGUGAUCUGCUAGACUUUCCAGGAGUUCCCUUUACACAUAUGGCAGUGAAUGUGGGAAUGUGCCACCAGUCACUCCCAAGGAGAAACUCUUUCUUUCACACAAGUGUUAAUGCACUUCAGUCCUACUCUGCUUUAAAAAUAAUGAAAUACUUCCUCAGGAAGUCUUUCUCUGAACCCUCUUUUGAAUCCCUCUUUUUGUGACUAUCCCAAUGAUUCCCUCUUUCUUCCUAGUGUGUACCAUAACUGUCCCUGACUUGUCUGUAGCUGCUCUGCGGUACGAGUCCUGCUCUGUUUCAUUUCUGUCUUCCAGCGACUAGCACAGUUCUUGUGCCAUAAAUAUUUGCUGAAUCAAUAAGUGAAUGACAUUGACCCAAAUCUUCAAAAGUGAGAGCCAUAGCUGCCCCCAAAAGUAUCAUUAUUACUGAAUUGUAAUAGUUACAAUUUGCUUUGUAUCUUCUAUGUGGCUUAUAUCACUUGUCUCUAAUUAUUACAAUAACUAAUAAUCUCUGUCUGAAAAGAGUUACUGUGUCCUUUUUCAGAGGGGAAAAUUGGGGCUUAUGAAAGUGAAGUGACUUGCCCAAGAGCAAAAUAGGUAGUAAGUGAUAGAGGCGGGAUUCAAACCUAGGGAUGUUGGGCUGUAACACCCGUCCCAUUUCUCCUUUUUGGUUCUUCUGCAUCUGCCUGAGCCAAAACAGCUCUGCUCUUUGCAUCCUGUCAACAGGCAUUUUCGCUGAAAAAGGCCUACCAAGUGGCAGAAGGUGAUUCCAGCUGGCGUGACCCUCACCUGGCUCCAUCACCCAGCCGCCCUCAUACUUUCUUCUCCAGACCAACCCAAACAUGGUUGGGGAGCUCAGCGGGGAGGGCCCAGCAUUCCCCAGUCUGGACAAGUAUCUAAUCAGCAGGCCUCCUUAGCAUAUCAAUCCAAGACCACUCCAGAGAUGGAUGCCUGGGCCCAGUUUCUAUUUUUAACUGGUGUGAAGGGGAGGAAAAACACAAGCAUUAAAAAUCAAAGUGCCAGUGAAGAACUGAGAAUACAGGGCAACCCAGGGCAAACCAGUGAUCUGUGUCCUUCUUACGUCUCUCUGUUUCUUUCUCUUCUGCUUGAUUCAAGUAAUCCCUUUCUCCAAAGUCUCAAGAUCCUCCACAAAGAAGCUGAUAUCAUUUAUACCAGUGCUUCUCACACUUCAACAUACAUAUGACUCAACUGAGCAUCUUGCUAAAAUGCAGAUUCUGAUCCAAUAGUUCUGGGGUGGGGCCUGAGACUGCUUUUCUAAUUCAUUCCUGGUUAUGACCAUAUUGUGCAUCCCGGUGAUAUGUCCAGUCGGUUGAAGUUGCUGUUAUCUCCUUGACAAGAACAUUUCUCUUUCAGUCCUGUCUUUGUCUGGAAUAAACGCUUUUGCGUUAUUAAGAUGAAUGUUCAUCUCUCCACCAGCAAGUGGACAAGCAAGCAACCCUUGGCAUUUGUUCCUUCAUUCCCUUUGGCAGCAGGGGAGUCUUUCCUGGCCUAAAGGCAGGAGUCUGAGUUUGAGAAAAACCCUGGAAUCAUGGAGGAGAGCCCCCUGAUGUCCCAGCUGGGGUAAACCUGCCCUCUCCUCCAACAAGACUGGGCAGGCUCUCACAACAGCUGUUUCCAGCCUCUUUCCCUGACCAGCCCCUGAGCCAUGCAUAAAUUGGGGACCAAGGUGGCCUUGGUUAAUCUCAGCUUUCUGCACAGCCCCAGCUUUCCGAGUUGUCAUGCAGGUUGGUGGGGACUAAGCCAGGAGGGUGCCCUGUCCCAGGCACCCCUUUUCUGGCCACCCAAAUAUGCUGCUGUGGUGCCCUUUGGGCCCAUGAGGACUGCCAGGGCUCUGCUCCCCCAGCUCUCCGUCCGGGAAGAUGAGAAGCUGCCGUCACUCCCCUGCUGCCCUGGCCCAGCUGUCAGGACCCCUCAGCAGAGGGCGGGGUGCCAAGCCUUCCCCCUUGCGUGUGGCUUGUUGUCUCUUAGGCUGGCGGGGCUGCGGCGAAGCCAGCCACAGCACACCCAGGGGGCACCUCCACCCAAGAAGGGGGAGGGGGCGGGCUGGCGUCACCCGGUCUUCCCCUGGCCCCUACCCUUCACCGCCUGCCCCUCCCUAGCUCCCUAUUUGGCCAUCCCCCUGGUUGCCCCCUCCCCUUCCUUACAUGGUCUGGGGGGCCCCCGGGCUGAUCCUCUCCCCUGCCCUUGGCUCCAUGAAUGGCCUCGGCGCUCCUCAGUGGUGCGAAGGCGACCAAAUAAGGCAAGGUGGCCGACCGGGCCCCCCACCCCUGCCCCCGGCGGCUCCAACUGACCCCGUCCAUCAGCGCGCUAUAAAGCCGCGCGCCCCGCGCGGGGCACCAGCGCCUGCCACCGCCCGAGCAGCCGAGCCGAGCCCGCCCCGCGGACGACCCCACUGAAGCUGCGCCAAGAUGUGCGACGACGAGGAGACCACCGCCCUGGUGUGCGACAACGGCUCCGGGCUGGUGAAGGCCGGCUUCGCGGGCGACGACGCGCCCCGCGCGGUCUUCCCUUCCAUCGUGGGCCGCCCGCGCCACCAGGGAGUCAUGGUGGGUAUGGGUCAGAAGGAUUCCUACGUAGGUGAUGAGGCCCAGAGCAAGCGAGGUAUCCUGACUCUCAAGUACCCCAUUGAGCAUGGCAUCAUCACCAACUGGGAUGACAUGGAGAAGAUCUGGCACCAUACCUUCUACAAUGAGCUCCGCGUGGCCCCUGAGGAGCACCCCACUCUGCUCACUGAGGCCCCACUGAACCCCAAGGCCAACCGUGAGAAGAUGACCCAGAUCAUGUUUGAGACCUUCAAUGUCCCCGCCAUGUAUGUGGCCAUCCAGGCGGUGCUGUCCCUGUAUGCUUCUGGCCGUACCACAGGCAUUGUUCUGGACUCUGGGGAUGGCGUAACCCACAACGUCCCCAUCUAUGAGGGCUAUGCUUUGCCCCAUGCCAUCAUGCGUCUGGAUCUAGCUGGUCGGGAUCUCACUGACUACCUCAUGAAGAUCCUCACUGAGCGCGGCUACUCCUUUGUCACCACCGCUGAACGUGAAAUUGUUCGCGAUAUUAAAGAGAAGUUGUGCUAUGUCGCCCUGGAUUUUGAGAAUGAGAUGGCUACGGCUGCUUCUUCCUCCUCCCUGGAGAAGAGCUAUGAACUGCCUGAUGGCCAAGUCAUCACUAUUGGCAAUGAACGCUUCCGCUGCCCUGAGACGCUCUUCCAGCCCUCCUUCAUUGGUAUGGAAUCUGCUGGCAUCCAUGAAACAACUUACAACAGCAUCAUGAAAUGUGACAUUGAUAUUCGCAAGGAUCUGUAUGCCAACAAUGUCUUAUCUGGAGGUACCACCAUGUACCCCGGUAUUGCUGAUCGCAUGCAAAAGGAAAUCACUGCCCUGGCUCCCAGCACCAUGAAGAUCAAGAUUAUUGCCCCCCCUGAGCGUAAGUACUCUGUCUGGAUUGGGGGCUCCAUCCUGGCCUCCCUGUCCACCUUCCAGCAGAUGUGGAUUAGCAAACAAGAGUAUGAUGAGGCAGGACCAUCCAUUGUCCACCGCAAAUGCUUCUAAGGUGCCUUCUCUCUUAGUCUACCUUAUGUUCAUUCAGGAUGACGGUAUGAUGCCUCUUGGAGUCUUCUGAACCACCUUCCCUCAUCUCUCAUCAAUCAUUGUACAGUUUGUUUACACACGUGCAAUUUAUUUGUGCUUCUAAUAUUUAUUGCUUUAUAAAUAAACCAGACCAGGACUUGCAACCUACAAAA
This is a messenger RNA of Delphinapterus leucas (beluga whale), 7563 nucleotides long. Lineage: Eukaryota; Metazoa; Chordata; Mammalia; Artiodactyla; Monodontidae. The record is from RefSeq and is a predicted model, not a curated record.